AUGUCUGCGGAUUCAUUCCACCAUCAGAUUGAACUUUCCAUGAAACAUAUGGGUAAAAUAUAUGACUUUUGUGAUUAUGAAAAAUCAAUAAAGAAUUCAAAUAAAGGCCAUGUAGAUGUUAAAGUAUUAGAUGGCAAAGAUUUUUAUGAUUGGAAGUCAGAAUGCUCUUUGUAUAAACUAAACAAACAAAUUAAUCGCCCAAUGUUGAAUAGUAUAGUUCAUAUAAGGGCCGAAAGAGGACUGAAAUACUUAUUAUACAAAUGUACAUAUGAUGAGUAUACUCCGUACCAAAUGCUAGACUUCUUAAAACUAUCAUUCAUUAAAAAAGAUAUUGAAAAACCUCAACAAAAAAAUGAAUUAAGGGGUAUUCAUCCGGAAAAAAAACAAAGUAUUAUAAAAACACUAGUCCCGCUUAUGCCAAAGAGUAGACAAUAA
Molecule: messenger RNA, 435 nt
Organism: Macrosiphum euphorbiae (potato aphid)
Lineage: Eukaryota; Metazoa; Arthropoda; Insecta; Hemiptera; Aphididae
Source: the annotation of a GenBank genome assembly